GGGGCCGAGUGGGGACAGACGCUGGAUAACUCGGCCCACUAAGAGACUGACGCGCGCAUAGACACACGAGUUUCAAGUGCGUUUUGUCUCUCUCUCUCUCUCUCUCUCUCUCUCUCUCUCUCUCUCUCUCUCUCUCUCUCUCUCUCUCUCUUGUGGGUCUCUCCUAUGGCGGGCGUAAAGGUGGCGGCGGCGGCGGCGGUGGUGGCCUGCUGCCUGCUGGCCGCCGCGGCGCAGCAGGAGGGGCAGGGGGAGACGCAGAAGGCGGCGGUGGAGGAGGCGGCGAAGGAGGAGGCGGUGCAGGCGGCGGAGGGCGAGGAGAGUAAGAGAGACAAGCGUUUCUACCCCUUCCCGCCAGGCUUUGGGGGGCGCUACUACCCCGGGGGCGCGCGACCUCCCCGCCCCCUACACCCGUGGUACUACGGCGGCCCGGGGUACGCCCACCACCCCGCCCUCAACCCAUACCACCCAUUCUGGUUCUCCUGCCACACAAACCCAUACUUCUGCGCCUACCCCCCGUACUCCGGCGCCUUCCAACACCCCCAGGGCGCCCCCCGCUCCCCAGGCUCCCCAGGCUCCCCCGGCCAGGCGCCCCCCUCUCCUGGCUUCCCCGGGGACUCCAUGCUGACGGGCGCCCCACUGCCUGACCUGCCUGGAGACUCGGCGCGCUUCCCCCAGCAGGGCGCGGCCUUCAGCAUGCCCCAGGGCGCCUUCCUGGGGCCGCCGCCGCCCGGGGCCACGCCUGGAUCGCUGGGACAGUUUGGGCCGGGCCAGUUCUCUGGGCCAGGUGGACCAGGCCAGUUUGGUGGACCGGGAGGGCCAGGCCAGUUCAGUGGACCAGGAGGACCAGGUGGACCAGGACAGUUUAGUGGACCAGGUGGACCGGGACAGUUCUCAGGGCCAGGAGGACCAGGAGGGCCAGGUGGAUCCAGCCAGUUUAGUGGACCAGGUGGACCGGGACAGUUCUCGGGGCCAGGAGGACCAGGAGGGCCAGGUGGAUCCGGCCAGUUUAGUGGACCGGGUGGAUCGGGACAGUUCUCAGGGUCAGGUGGGCCAGGUGGACCAGGACAGUUCUCUGGGCCAGGUGGACCGGGACAGUUCUCAGGGCCAGGAGGACCGGGAGGUGCAGGUGGACCGGGACAGUUCCCAGGGCCAGGUGGACCAGGGCAGUUCUCAGGGCCAGGUGGACCAGGAGGGCCAGGUGGACCGGGACAGUUCUCGGGGCCAGGUGGACCGGGAGGUGCAGGUGGACCGGGCCAGUUCUCAGGAGCGGGCGGCGCGGGUGGGCCGGGCGGCAGACCAGUGGGCGGAAGCGGCGGCGCGGGGCAGUUCCCGGGGCCAGGCGGGGACGGCCAGCCCUUCACAGCCCCGGGGUCCCCAGGGGGGCCGGGGGGCCAGAGCGGACCGCCCUUCGCCACGCCGGGCAGCCAGGGACCUUUCAGCGGGCCGCGGGGCAGCCUGGGCGUCGGCAGACCCGUGGGCGGCUCGGACAAGACACCGGGGGCGCCGGGGGGCGACAGGGGGAGUGGUAGCUCAGGGGGGACCCUAACUUCCCCUCCAUGUCCUUCCUGGGGGCGGGGAGUCCCCAGGGUGGCUUCACAGGGGACAAGAAUGAGGUGCGGGCGCGGCACACCCUGAGCGUGCUGGGGGGCGACAAGGCCAGUGCCAAGGGGGACAAGAAGCCCUGAGGCAGCCUCCUCAACGCCACCGCGCCCUCUGUGCCACGGAGGCCGCCCCGCCAUCCACCAACUGAACCAACAAGCGAACCAACAAACGAGUCAACAAACAAGUGAACCAACCAAUGAACCAAUCAUUGAAUAAAACAAUACAUGAACCAAUAAAUGAACCAAUAAAUGAA
Messenger RNA from Scylla paramamosain (green mud crab), 1855 nucleotides. Its product is annotated as S-antigen protein-like. The record is from RefSeq and is a predicted model, not a curated record. The transcript has 2 exons. Bases 166 to 1635 code for a protein of 489 amino acids. Lineage: Eukaryota; Metazoa; Arthropoda; Malacostraca; Decapoda; Portunidae.